This is a messenger RNA of Gambusia affinis (western mosquitofish), 1167 nucleotides long. Its product is annotated as C-type lectin domain family 4 member E-like. Bases 387 to 1130 code for a protein of 247 amino acids. The transcript has 7 exons. Lineage: Eukaryota; Metazoa; Chordata; Actinopteri; Cyprinodontiformes; Poeciliidae. The record is from RefSeq and is a predicted model, not a curated record.
UCCCUCGGCCUGGAGAAAUACCAGCCUGUCUGUUUUCAGACUUUAGUUCCUCAGAUGAAGGAAAAGCUGCAAAGGCUGAGAUCUGAGUUUAAUAUGAAGAGGUUUCAACAAGUUAACAAGCUUCCUGUCUUCAGUUCCUCUGACACCAACCAACAAGAAUAAAUUAUCUAAUGAUCAAAGUUUUAUCAGCUUCACCUGCUGCUUUAGCCAUGGAUUAAAGUAGUUUGUUUAAUAACAGCGCAUGAUUUAAAAAUUUAUUUCAAACCUCUGUGUAAAAAAUAAUUGACAGUGUUUAAUUUGGGACGUCCUGUCAGAUCUGACAGCCAUGCUGACGUCAGGAUUGUUUUAAAGCUGCAGUAACUUGUGGUCCGAUCUUCAGCAGGACGAUGGCUGAAGCCGACGUAACGUACUCUGAUGUGAAGUUCACCAGACAGAGCACCAAAGAUGAGGCUCCAUCUGUCGUUUAUUCUGACGUCAAGAUGUCAAGAACAAAACAUCCAGUCUGUCCAAAGUGUGCCAUAGAUGCUCAACAAGCUGGACAGUGCAUAAGGUCAAAGGUCACCACAGUCGUCCUGCUGGUUCUCAUUGGCAUCUUGGUAGUUACCGUCAUCGCCCUGGCAGUCAAAAUAAAUUCCAGACCAAAAAUGAACACUACAAGUUCUCCACCUCCUGAAGUAAAAAAUCUGACAUGUCUGAAGUGUGAACCAGGCUGGGAGAAACAUGGAGGGAACAGUUAUUAUUUCUCCACCACUGAAUCCUCCUGGACUGACAGCAGACGUUCCUGCAUUGAUCGUGGAUCAGACCUGGUGAAGAUCGACAGCAGAGAGGAGCAGAUGUUCCUGGAAUCUAAACUGAAGGAGAAACUGAAGACGCCUCUGGACGCGUUCUGGAUCGGACUGACGGACUCACAGGCAGAAGGCAGAUGGUUCUGGGUGGACGGGUCGCCUCUGGACCCACGUUUAAGUUUCUGGUCUGAUGGAGAACCAAACAACUGGGCCGGACAGAACCCAGCAGGAGAGGACUGUGUGAGGAUGGAGAAGAAAGAAAACAGCGUAGAUCUGAAGAGUUGGGAUGAUCAUUCCUGUCAUGUUCAACUCAAAAGUAUCUGUGAGAAACCAGCAGAAAUGUGAUUGUUUUCAUCAGGUACAAACGUUUAAGACGUUUCUU